This is a messenger RNA of Astyanax mexicanus (Mexican tetra), 1808 nucleotides long. RefSeq names its product SPOUT domain containing methyltransferase 1 (gene spout1). The transcript is spliced from 12 exons. Gene Ontology annotation, biological process: maintenance of centrosome location; miRNA processing. The record is from RefSeq and is a predicted model, not a curated record. Gene Ontology annotation, cellular component: kinetochore; spindle pole centrosome; mitotic spindle. The coding region runs from base 185 to 1324 and encodes 379 amino acids. Lineage: Eukaryota; Metazoa; Chordata; Actinopteri; Characiformes; Acestrorhamphidae. Gene Ontology annotation, molecular function: miRNA binding.
UCCCAUGGUAAAGGUACAGAUACACAACAAAACUACCCCUAUAGCCUCACAUACGGUCAAAUAUUGAUUUACAAUUAAGUAUUCUUUUAAAAUCAGUGUGUUAAACAGUGAACGAGAGCUGCACUGUAUUAUUGCUUCUUUACGUGUUUCAUUUGAACGAAGCUCAGACCCGAGCAGCAGCAGAAUGUCGGAAAGUCCCACUGCGAAGAAACAGAAGCUCUUCUCAGCCGCGGCUGAAGAGAAAGUCAACUGGAAGAAGCUAAAAGCUGAAAACAAAGAACAGAAGAAGAAAUGGAAGGAGGCCAAGCUGAUCAGUCAGCUGGAGAAAGCCAACAAGGCGAAGGAGGAAGAGGAGAAAGAGCAGCAGCAGCUUAAAGAAGAGCAGAAAACCAAUGGUCGGUUGUACACAGUGAGUAUUGCACUACCAGGCUCUGUUCUGGACAAUGCACAGUCUCCUGAGCUGCGGACGUACCUGGCCGGACAGAUCGCACGUGCCUGCACUGUGUUCUGUGUGGACGAGGUGGUCAUAUUCGACGAGCAGGGGGAGGACACAGGGACAGUGGAAGGAGAGUUUAAAGGUGUGGGGAAGAAGGGCAAGGCCUGCGUUCAGCUGGCCAGAAUCCUGCAGUAUCUGGAGUGUCCACAGUAUUUGCGGAAAGUGUUUUUCCCCAAACACCCUGACCUACAAUUUGCUGGUUUGUUGAAUCCUCUGGACAGCCCCCAUCACAUGCGCAUUGAUGAUGAAGCAGAGUUUAGAGAGGGUGUAGUGGUGGAUCGACCAAGUAAAGCAGCAGCAGGCUCUUUUGUCAACUGUGGAAUGAGAAAGGAAGUUAAGAUUGAUAAGCAGCUUCAGCCUGGUCUGAGAGUCACUGUACGAAUGAUUAAGAAUCAAAAUACAGAAAGUAAGGUGUAUAAGGGUGUAGUGGUGGCUCCUCACGUUCCCAGGACAGAGGCUGGACAGUACUGGGGUUAUAGUGUCCGUCUGGCAUCCUGCCUCAGUGCUGUAAUGACAGAGUGUCCAUUUAAAGAUGGCUACGAUUUGACCAUUGGGACAUCUGAGAAGGGAAGCAAUGCUGACCUGACCCCUCUGCCUCAGUUCAGGCACAUGCUAGUGGUGUUCGGAGGUCUGCAGGGGCUGGAGGCGAGUGUAGAAGCAGAUUCAAAUCUGGAAGUGACCGACCCCAGUGUGCUCUUUGAUCAGUACCUCAACACGUGCCCAGGCCAGGGCAGCCGCACCAUUCGCACUGAGGAGGCCAUAUUGAUCUCCCUGUCCUUACUGCGUCAAAAAAUCGCCACUGGAUUCUGUGACCAAGCUAAACAAUGACCAAAUGUGAAACUGAAGAUAUACGAUUACAAACUUCGUGUUGGAGAUUGGGACACAGUCAAAGAAAAUUGUAGAACAAGAUGAACUUUUCCUGUUGUGUAAAUUAUGCUAUCAAUCAAGUGAGAUAAAUAAAACAUAAAACAUAAAAAAUAAAACAAGAACAAAAAAUUCAAGAGACUGUGAUUUUUUUUAAAGGUAUAUAAUCUUUGUAAGACACAUUAUGUACAGAACAUUCCUAAAGAGUGACAAGCACAAGAACACAAUCAAGAAGUGAUGUCAUCAUAUCAGUCAUGUUACAUUCCACGCAUUAUUCAUGUCCCUCAGGCCUUGUCCAGAAUCCAUCCCUGCUCCCUUCUUUCCUGAACUUUUUUCUUUUCAUACUAGCUCCACAUAAAAGGAUAAUCAGUGUGAUUAAUUUGGUGCUAAAAUACUAAGUUUGAUGAGGCUUGUUUGCAACACCUUUGUUAUGCACACCUUUUUUUUU